AUGCAUCCUUUACCACCGCCACCAAACAAAACCGGCAAGAACCAGUCUGCUCCCACCAGGCCUUCUGUAGCCCCCAUCCAAGAAACCUCAGCAGGCCCCGAGCAAAGCAGUCAACUCUUCUCGCAAGCCAGCACUGAAAACAAGAAGAAGCGAAAACACCGAGGCAAGAAGAGUAAGAGGAACCGGAGGCAAUCUUUUGCAGCGCCGUCCGAGGGCUCUUCGCAAGCUGCCAUACCCGAAAUCAUGACGGAGCAGAAGGUGAGGGACAGAUCACAUUCAGGACUGAGACAGUCCUUCUACAGGCUAGGUCAGUCUGGCGGUAGCAUGAGCAAUACCAGUUUGGAUAGUGAGGCGCUCUUUGAUCAUCGAGACCAACCGUUGAUGCGACCUCGACGCGAAAGCCGGCUAGGACAGAGUUUGUUCACGGGCCAGAGGGGAGGCACUUCACCUAAUGGAGGGCCAUCCUCUUCUUUUCGCCGGGACCACACAAGUUCAACCAUGGGCAAUGAUCCAUCACGCCGACAGCAGGCCUUCAGCAAGAACUAUGUUUCCACUGGGGAGGAUUCUGACAGUGGUGACGCACCUCAUGACAAGACCCCUUUAAUGUCCCAAUCUAUGCGGAAUGGAUGUUCAUCGGACCAACAGGGGGCUGGUGGCAUGUUUGGCACAACACGUAUGAAUUCCAACCAUCGCCGCGAGUCGAACAGCACGCAGUCAAGCAAGAAACGGAAAAGCAGACCAAGCCGGGAAAUCUCUUUCCUUCGUCAUGAACAUACCGAAUAUGAUGUCAACAAUCCUCCUUCCGUACCACCGAGUCCUACAGCAGGAGCAGAGCUGGACGAUUUUAUGUUCGCUGGGGCCGACUUUACACUUACAAGAUCACCUACCACACAAAGAGUAUCAAAUACUUACGGAAAUGACGCUGUCAUCGAUGUUGACUCGAAGCCCCGCUCUCUCCCCGAGAAUGGCUCAGACGCCCAGGGUACAGGUGCUCAGCGUUCCAAGAGUAUUGCUUUGCCCGUUGAGGGCGAUGUCUGCUUUCCUACAAGUGGCAUGUCGGAGACUGGCGAAGAAGAAUACGUGUCUCUUGGCCAGGGUGAACCGGAUACGACUGGAGCAAGACGGCGACGGCGACGGAUGUGGCCAGAUCUGGCCGUCCUAGACGAGUGGAGCUUAUCCGAGAGAAUCACACUCCAUCAAGAAUCGAGGGCCAAGAAAAUCAGUGAGCCGGUAUUGGUAGGUGGUAGACUUCGUCCUUCGGGACAAGGAUGGCAUCGGACUGAGGAGGACUCGCCAUAUCGAUAUACGUACUUCAACGAAGAAUUUGAAAGCACUAUACAUGCCCAGACUAUAUCCGAGUUAGUUCAACCUGGCAGUAGUUUCAAAGAACUAUUUGUUCCCGAUCCUCCAGAGAUAGAAGAUGAUUCGUCAAACGACGAGGAACAUUCACCUUCGACCAGAGAAGGCAAUGUUGAUAAAACGUCUUUGAGCCCGAGUCUGCAGGACCAGAGCGAAAGAGCGAGUGAAAAGCGUGCACCAUCUCUCAUAAGUGAGCUCAAGCCCAGUUCUCGAGAUGCGUCAGGUCCACAAUCUGGUCAAGCAACACCUCAACAUAACAAAGCGUCAAAGCCCAAGCGAUACGGUCCACGGCCUACAUUCUGGCUUGAUGUUCUCUGUCCUACCAAUGACGAAAUGCGAGUAUUGGCGAAAGCUUUCGGUGUACAUGGGCUGACCGCUGAGGAUAUUAUGAUGCAAGAGACUCGCGAGAAGGUCGAGUUAUUCCGCAACUACUAUUUCAUCAAUUACCGAACGUUUGAACAGGACAAAGAAGACGCUAACUACCUCGAACCGGUCAAUAUCUACAUUGUUGUCUUCCGAAAUGGAGUCCUCAGCUUCCACUUUUCCCAGACGCCUCAUCCCGCUAACGUCCGGCGACGGAUCCGCCAGCUCAAGGACUACCUGAUCCUCAGCUCUGAUUGGAUCUCAUACGCUAUCAUCGACGAUAUCACCGAUGUCUUUCAACCACUUAUUCAAUCGAUUGAAGAUGAAGUGGAUUAUAUAGAUGAGAAGAUCCUGCAGAUGCACUCCGCUACGAUCGCCUUAGCUAGCGCCGCCAAUUCUAUCAACAACGAGAAGCGAAGCCAGGCUGGAGAGGACAACUCCUCCGGUUUCGACAUGCUCCGCCAGGUAGGAGACUGCCGCAAAAAGGUUAUGGGCCUCUACCGUCUACUUGGCAAUAAAGCCGACGUUAUCAAAGGUUUUGCUAAACGCUGUACCGAGCAAUGGGAUGUCGCACCUAAAACGGAGAUUGGGCUGUACCUUGGCGAUAUUCAGGACCAUAUCCUGACCAUGACCAGCAAUUUGAGUCAUUACGAGACGUUGCUGAGUAGAGCGCACAGUAAUUAUCUGGCUCAGAUCACCAUCAGAAUGAACGAGAGGCAGGAGCAGAGCGCGGACAUUCUGGGCAAGUUGACGGUGCUGGGUACUAUUGUGCUACCCAUGAAUAUCAUCUGUGGGAUGUGGGGUAUGAAUGUCAAGGUACCCGGACAGGAUGUUGACAAUCUGACGUGGUUUUGGUCAAUCACAGCUGGACUCAUCGUCUUUGCUCUCAUCUGUGUGGUCGUUGCUAAGAGGGUCUAUGGCAUUGUCUGA
Messenger RNA from Endocarpon pusillum Z07020, 2652 nucleotides. RefSeq lists its product as uncharacterized. Gene Ontology annotation, cellular component: plasma membrane. The record is from RefSeq and is a predicted model, not a curated record. Bases 1 to 2652 code for a protein of 883 amino acids. NCBI's taxonomy places the organism in Eukaryota, Fungi, Ascomycota, Eurotiomycetes, Verrucariales, Verrucariaceae. The transcript has 3 exons. Gene Ontology annotation, molecular function: magnesium ion transmembrane transporter activity. Gene Ontology annotation, biological process: intracellular magnesium ion homeostasis; magnesium ion transmembrane transport.